AUGUCCAUCGUCACAGAGAAGAUGGAGACGCCAGCGAAGAAGGCUGCAGCUCCUUCUGUGGCGCAGAUCAAUGCUGAAUAUGUUACACAGCUGGCCAAUAAGUACUGGGCUCCCAAGGCCCAGAACAAACUGCCCUUUGAUGCAAAAGUGGUCAGAGAGAUUUAUGCAGUGGAGAUUCUGGAGUCCAGAUUUGCCAUCAGGAAGAUCAUGUUACUGGAGUUCAGCCAGUACCUGGAGAACUACCUGUGGGUUAACUACUCUCCGGACGUGUCCUCCAACGCCUUCAUCAUGUCCAUCUGCUGUAUCAUCAACGAGAAGUUCAGGGAGAACGUGCCUGCCUGGGAGGUGUUCAAGAAGAAGCCCGAGCACUUCCCCUGGUUCUUCCGCAGUGUGAUGGAGGCCGUGUUGCAGGGAGACAAGUCCAAACUGAGCCUGAGGGAGCAGACGGUGCUGCUGCUCUUCAUGGACCACUGCUUCAACAGCCUGGAGGUGGACCUGAUCCGGGAGCAGGUGCAGCAGCUCAUCUCUCUGCCCAUGUGGAUGUGUCUACUGCCAUCCAGGCUCCAACAUGAGCUCAAGAAGGUCCCCAAACUGCAGAAGUUCUGGAAUCUCAUCAAGAAGAAACUGGACAAGAUGGACGCCGACGCAGCAGAGCAGUCAAAGAAGGAGAGGACCUUCCUGUCGGCGCUCAUCAAACAGUUCAUUCAAGUGUUGAUGUCCAUCCCAGCCACAGGGCCAUUGUCCAUGGACCAAGUACACUACUGUGAGCGAUUCAUUGAGCUGCUGAUUGAUUUGGAGGCUCUGCUGCCCACCCGGCGAUGGUUCAACACACUCCUGGACGACUCUCAUCUGGUGGUGCACUGUCACCUGUCAGGGCUCGCCCAGCGGGACAAGGAGGGCCACCUCUUCUGUCAGCUGUUGGAUAUGCUGAAGUUCUACGCCGGAUUUGAGAUCAACGACCAAACUGGGAACGCGCUGACGCAGAAGGAGAUGACAACGCUCCACUACGACAAGAUCAUCUCACUACAGAGGGCUGCCUUCGCCCACUUCCCUGAGCUCCUGGACUUUGCUCUGUCCAAUGUGGCGGCAGUGGACACCCGAGAGUCUUUGAAGAAGCACUUUGGCCAUUUGAGUCCUAACAAACUGCACCAGGUGGCGACAUACCUGUGCCUGUUGCCGGAGCUGCCUGAAGGACAGGACACCAGCUAUGACAAGGACUUUCUCCUGGAGCUGCUGGUGUCCCGUCAUGAGCGCAGGAUCUCUCAGAUAGAGCAGCUGAACCUGAUGCCUCUGUACCCCACUGAGAAGAUCAUCUGGGACCAGAACAUUGUCCCCACCGAGUACUACUCAGGAGAGGGGUGUCUGGCCUUACCUAAGCUGAAUCUGCAGUUCCUCACCCUCCACGACUACCUGCUGAGGAACUUCAACCUCUUCCGCCUAGAGUCUACCUACGAGAUCCGGCAGGACAUCGAGGACGUGGUGUGGCGCAUGAAACCAUGGGAGUCUGAGUACGGGGGCGUGGUGUUUGGAGGCUGGGCCAGGAUGGCUCAGAUCAUCACGGCCUUCUCCAUCGUGGAGGUGGCCAAACCAAACAUCGGGGACAGCUGGCCGGCCCGUGUGCGUGCCGACGUCACGGUCAACCUCAGCGUGCAGGACCACAUCAAGAACGAGUGGGAAGGUCUCCGGAAGCAUGACGUGUGCUUCCUGGUGACGGUACGUCCCUGCCUUCCUUACGGAACGCGCUUCGACCGCCGCCAGCCCUUCUUGGAACAGACCGGCCUGGUGUACGUCAGGGGGUGCGAGGUGCAGGGCAUGCUGGAUGACAAGGGGAGGGUCAUCGAAGAAGGCCCUGAACCCCGGCCCAAGCUCCUGGGAGACACCCGAACAUUCCGUGUGUGGCUGGACCCAAACCAGUACCAGCAGGACAUGACCAACAACAUCCAGAACGGAACAGAGGACCCCUACGAGACCUUCAACAUCAUCAUGAGGCGUAAGCCCAAAGAGAACAACUUCAAGGCCGUGCUGGAGACAAUUAGGCACCUUAUGAACACAGAGUGUGUGGUGCCAGACUGGCUCCACGACAUCAUCCUCGGUUAUGGGGACCCCGGCAGCGCCCACUACUCCAAAAUGCCCAACCAAAUCUCCACGCUGGACUUCAACGACACAUUCCUCACCCUGGACCACCUGCGCUCCAGCUUCCCCGGCUACACCAUCCAAGUCAAGGAAGACAGGCCCGAGCUACAAGUGCCCCCGUUCAGGAUCACGUUUCCCAUCCCUGCACAGCCAGACAAAGGUAAGAAGAGGAAAACUGGUGAAGAGCAGAGGCCUCAGGAAGACAAGACCCUGAUGGUGGAACCGUAUGUGGCUCCCAACAGAGGGCCCUAUCCUUAUAACCAGCCCAAGAGGAACACUAUCCAGUUCACCCCUACCCAGAUUGAAGCAAUUCGAGCCGGGAUGCAGCCGGGACUCACCAUGGUGGUGGGACCUCCUGGGACCGGAAAGACUGACGUAGCCGUCCAAAUCAUCUCCAACAUUUAUCACAAUUUCCCAGACCAAAGGACGCUCAUCGUAACACAUUCAAAUCAGGCUCUGAACCAGCUUUUUGAGAAGAUCAUGGCUCUGGACAUCGAUGAGCGCCACCUGCUGCGUCUGGGCCACGGAGAAGAGGAGCUGGAGACCGAGAAGGACUUCAGCAGAUAUGGAAGGGUGAACUAUGUGUUAGCACGGCGCCUGGAGCUGCUGGGAGAGGUGGGUCGUCUGCAGGAGAGCCUGGAUGUCCCUGGAGACGUGUCGUACACCUGUGAGACAGCAGGACACUUCUACCUAUAUCAGGUGAUCUCUCGCUGGGAGCAGUACUUGAGCAAAGUGAAGCCAAAACAGGGUAAAACUGUGGCAGUGGAGGAGGUGGCAGAACAUUUCCCAUUCCACAAGUUCUUCUCCAACGCCCCCCAGCCCGUCUUCAAGGGGCGCACCUAUGAAGAGGAUGUGGACAUCGCAGAGGGAUGCUACCGCCACAUCAAGAAAAUCUUCACACAGUUAGAGGAGUUCCGGGCCUUUGAGCUGCUCAGAAGUGGACUGGACCGUUCCAAGUAUCUGCUGGUAAAGGAGGCAAAGAUCAUCGCCAUGACGUGUACUCACGCCGCACUCAAACGCCACGACCUGGUGGAGCUGGGCUUCAAGUAUGACAACAUCCUAAUGGAGGAAGCUGCCCAGAUUCUGGAAAUUGAGACGUUCAUCCCUCUACUGUUGCAGAACCCCGAGGACGGGUACAGCAGACUGAAGCGCUGGAUCAUGAUUGGGGACCACCACCAGCUGCCCCCUGUCAUCAAGAACAUGGCCUUCCAGAAGUACUCCAACAUGGAGCAGUCCCUGUUCACCCGCUGCGUCCGCCUUGGAGUGCCCACAGUGGACCUGGAUGCACAGGGACGAGCACGCGCCAGUCUCUGUAACCUGUACAACUGGCGCUACAAACAGCUGGGGAACCUGCCGCACGUGCAGCGGCUGCAGGAGUUCCAGGUGCCCAACCCCGGCCUGACCUUCGACUUUCAGCUCGUCAACGUGGAGGACUUCAACGGAGUGGGAGAGUCUGAGCCCAAUCCCUACUUCUACCAGAACCUGGGCGAGGCGGAGUACGUGGUGGCCCUCUUCAUGUACAUGCGUCUGCUGGGGUACCCUUCUGACCGCAUCAGCAUCCUGACCACCUACAACGGCCAGAAGCAUCUGAUCCGUGACGUCAUCAACCAGCGCUGCGGCAACAACCCUUACUUUGGACAGCCCAGCAAGGUGACCACAGUGGACAGGUUCCAGGGUCAGCAGAACGACUACAUCAUCCUGUCGCUGGUCCGCACCAAAGCCGUGGGUCACUUGAGGGACGUGCGGCGGUUGGUGGUCGCCAUGUCCCGAGCCAGACUGGGCCUGUACGUGUUUGCGCGAGUCUCCCUCUUCCAGAACUGCUUCGAGCUGACGCCAGUGUUCAACCAGCUGAGCGCCCGCCCUCUGGAGCUACACAUCCGGCCCAACGAGUACUACAGCCAGGAGCAGCCCAGGGACGUGUCGAAGCAGCCUGACCGCGUGGUGAAGAACAUGCCGGAGAUGGCCAACCUGGUCUACAACAUGUACAUGCACAUGAUCCAGACCCAGAAGCACCGACAGCAGCAACAGCAGCUAGCCCAACCGCCAAAACAAAGCCAGCCCCCCGCGGAGCAGCAAAAAGCAGCCCAGCCCGCGGGACACGAGCCGGAAAAGAGCGCGGAGCAGACGCCCACGGACCGGGACGCGUCAGGGGGGAAGGAGCGCCAGCCAGUGCCCAGUCACACAGAGGAGGAGGAGAUGGAUACCACAGAGCAGCCCCCCACCACAGAGCAGACUCCCACCACAGAGCAGCCCCCCACCACAGAGCAGACUCCCACCACAGAGCAGACUCCCGCGCAGACUCCCGCCACAGAGCAGACUCCCACCACAGAGCAGACUCCCGCCACAGAGCAGCCCCCCACCACAGAGCAGACUCCCACCACAGAGCAGCCCCCCACCACAGAGCAGACUCCCACCACAGAGCAGACUCCCGCGCAGACUCCCGCCACAGAGCAGACUCCCACCACAGAGCAGACUCCCGCCACAGAGCAGCCCCCCACCACAGAGCAGACUCCCACCACAGAGCAGCCCCCCACCACAGAGCAGACUCCCACCACAGAGCAGACUCCCACCACAGAGCAGACUCCCGCCACAGAGCAGACUCCCACCACAGAGCAGACUCCCACCACAGAGCAGACCCCCACCACAGAGCAGACCCCCACCACAGAGCAGACCCCCACCACAGAGCAGACUCCCACCACAGAGCAGACUCCCACCACAGAGCAGACUCCCACCACAGAGCUGACUCCCACCACAGAGCAGACUCCCACCACAGAGCUGACUCCCACCACAGAGCAGACUCCCACCACAGAGCAGACUCCCACCACAGAGCAGCCCCCCACCACAGAGCAGCCCCCCACCACAGAGCAGCCCAGCACCAUGCCAGAGCACCCGGGUCGAGACAGUGACAGCGAGGGGGAGGACGAGGAGAAGGGAGGGGACAACUAG
Molecule: messenger RNA, 5079 nt
Organism: Knipowitschia caucasica
Lineage: Eukaryota; Metazoa; Chordata; Actinopteri; Gobiiformes; Gobiidae
Source: the annotation of a GenBank genome assembly